Polistes canadensis is the source of this 381-nucleotide messenger RNA. RefSeq names its product frataxin homolog, mitochondrial (gene fh). Gene Ontology annotation, biological process: intracellular iron ion homeostasis; iron incorporation into metallo-sulfur cluster. Gene Ontology annotation, cellular component: mitochondrion. The transcript has 3 exons. NCBI's taxonomy places the organism in Eukaryota, Metazoa, Arthropoda, Insecta, Hymenoptera, Vespidae. The record is from RefSeq and is a predicted model, not a curated record. Gene Ontology annotation, molecular function: ferroxidase activity; 2 iron, 2 sulfur cluster binding; ferrous iron binding. The coding region runs from base 1 to 381 and encodes 126 amino acids.
AUGAACUUAGACAAAAGUCUUACUCUUGUAGAGUUUGAAAAAAUUUCAGAUGCAACUCUUGAAUCCUUGACUGAAUAUUUUGACGAAUUGAUAGAAGAAGCUGUAGAAUUAGAAGAUUCAGAUGUUUCUUACGGAGACGGAGUACUGACCGUGAAAUUUGGCAAUCCAUAUGGCACAUACGUUAUAAAUAGGCAGACUCCAAACAGGCAAAUUUGGCUUUCUUCCCCAACGUCUGGACCAAAACGUUAUGAUUUUGUAAAGGGUAAAUGGGUCUAUAAAUACGAUGAGAAAACUUUACACGAGCUCUUAAAUAAUGAAAUAUCAGUUAUUGUAAAAAAGGAAGUAUCUUUUGACAAAUGUUUUUACAGUGGUAAAGAAUAG